AGACGCGUGAACAAACAGAAGUAGAGCCAUAAAGUGUACACUUGACACUAUCGCAAAGCUUUUCGAGACUUGUCACUUUUGCCACGUGGUUUCAUCUUGUACUGCCAUCAGAGAGAGACGCCGACAAAUUAUAACGCGCGCGUGUCUGCUGGCAUGAGCUAACCUACCAGACAUGGAAACCAAACCUUUCUUGUCAUUGGGGUUCCUGAAGCCCCAGUGCUCGAUACCGCCGCCCCCUCAGAGAGGACGAGCAGAUGCGUGUACAUGUUUCACCGGCAUGUGCCCUCUCCAUCAGCGCAGACUUUCUACAGAUUCAUGUGGACAGGUGACAUCCUCACCCCUCAGCUCACCUACAUCCCAUCGGGGUAUGCAUCCAUCCCUACUGAGCCCAACUUUAGGCCACUCGGGUUCUCUGCACUCCCCCAUCAGCACUCUGAGCUCGCCCAUGAAUGGCCUGGGCUCACCCUUCUCCGUCAUCAGCUCGCCCAUGGGGCCACAUUCCAUGGCAUCACCGGGGAUGGGCUACGGCCCCAGUGUCAGCCCACAGCUGAACUCGCCCAUGAACUCUGUCAGUAGUUCAGAAGACAUCAAGCCGCCACUGGGCAUUAACGGUGUGAUGAAGGUGCCAGCUCAGCCCUCAUGCACCCCCCUCUCCCUUACCAAACACAUCUGUGCCAUCUGCGGUGACCGCUCCUCAGGUAAACACUAUGGUGUAUACAGCUGUGAGGGAUGCAAGGGUUUCUUUAAGAGGACUGUGCGUAAGGACCUGACCUACACCUGCCGAGACAACAAGGACUGUAUUAUAGACAAACGCCAGCGCAACCGCUGCCAGUACUGCCGCUAUCAGAAGUGUUUGGCCAUGGGCAUGAAGAGAGAAGUAUUGUUACAUACAGCCGUCCAGGAGGAGCGCCAGCGAGCUAAGGAACGCAAUGAGAAUGAGGUGGAAUCGACCAGCAGUGCGAAUGAGGACAUGCCAGUGGAGAAGAUCCUGGAUGCAGAGCUCGCCGUGGAGCCCAAGACAGAGACGUACAUCGAGACCAACCUGGCCAUGCCCUCAAAUUCACCCAAUGAUCCAGUCACAAACAUCUGUCAGGCUGCAGACAAACAGCUCUUCACUCUGGUGGAAUGGGCCAAGAGGAUCCCACAUUUCUCAGAGCUGCCUCUGGAUGACCAGGUCAUUCUUCUUCGAGCAGGGUGGAAUGAGCUCCUCAUUGCAUCAUUUUCACACCGUUCCAUAGCAGUGAAGGAUGGAAUAUUGUUGGCCACAGGAUUACACGUGCACCGGAACAGCGCCCACAGUGCGGGAGUAGGAGCCAUAUUUGACAGGGUACUGACAGAGUUGGUGUCAAAGAUGAGAGACAUGCAGAUGGAUAAAACAGAGCUAGGCUGCCUUCGAGCCAUCGUCCUGUUUAACCCAGACUCCAAAGGCCUGUCGAACCCUGGUGAGGUUGAAGCACUAAGAGAGAAGGUCUAUGCCUCAUUGGAAGCGUAUUGCAAACAAAAGUACCCUGAACAACCUGGAAGGUUUGCUAAGCUCUUGCUACGACUCCCUGCCCUGCGCUCCAUUGGACUGAAGUGUCUAGAGCACCUGUUCUUCUUCAAACUCAUAGGGGACACGCCCAUCGACACCUUCCUCAUGGAGAUGCUGGAGGCGCCCCACCAAAUGACAUAACGCCCUCUUGUCGCCGGGGUAACAAGGGGCUGCCACCCUUCUCACCCCCAAACAGAAACUAAUCACAUGACACCAUUUGCCACAGCGGAGAACCUUCAAAAGUGACUUUGAGUGCCUCCGCUCGACUCAGUGUUUCAAAUAAACAGUCAUGGCAUCGAUGGGUCUGUUUUAUACCUUGUAUAAAGAUAUAAAUAUACAGUAUAUAUAACACAUACAAAGAAAAAAAAAAAGAAAAUGGACUUCAAG
This is a messenger RNA of Xyrauchen texanus (razorback sucker), 1918 nucleotides long. Its product is annotated as retinoic acid receptor RXR-alpha-A-like. Gene Ontology annotation, cellular component: nucleus; RNA polymerase II transcription regulator complex. The transcript has 11 exons. The coding region runs from base 173 to 1672 and encodes 499 amino acids. Gene Ontology annotation, biological process: response to retinoic acid; retinoic acid receptor signaling pathway; positive regulation of transcription by RNA polymerase II. NCBI's taxonomy places the organism in Eukaryota, Metazoa, Chordata, Actinopteri, Cypriniformes, Catostomidae. Gene Ontology annotation, molecular function: nuclear steroid receptor activity; zinc ion binding; retinoic acid-responsive element binding. The record is from RefSeq and is a predicted model, not a curated record.